Molecule: messenger RNA, 1995 nt
Organism: Euleptes europaea (tarantolino)
Lineage: Eukaryota; Metazoa; Chordata; Lepidosauria; Squamata; Sphaerodactylidae
Gene: ARHGAP25
Product: Rho GTPase activating protein 25
Exons: 11
Coding region: 1-1995 (664 amino acids)
Biological process (GO): activation of GTPase activity; signal transduction; negative regulation of small GTPase mediated signal transduction
Cellular component (GO): phagocytic cup
Molecular function (GO): GTPase activator activity
Source: RefSeq, a predicted model, not a curated record
AUGUCUCUCAAGCUGCCACGGAACUGGGAUUUCAACCUGAAAGUGGAUAUGUCCAAAAUAGUUCGCUCCCAGAGCAUGAUGGCUGUCGACCCGAAGGGUUCCUGCAACUGGUCCUAUUCUCUCAACCCUCCGGAGCGGCCUCUGAAAACGGGCUGGUUGAAGAAACAGCGCUCCAUCGUCAAGAACUGGCAGCAGAGGUACUUCGUGUUGAAAGGGCAACACCUGUCUUACUACAAGGAUGAGGACGAUGGCAAACUCCAGGGUGUGAUCCGUCUUCAUGGCAGUACAAUCAAGGAGGUUGCCGGCACCUCUGACGAGGGAGGGAGAUUUAUCUUUGAGAUAAUCCCAGGGAUCUCUAGAGACCAGAAUCGAACAGGGCAAGACUCUUAUCUACUGAUGGCCAGUUCUCAGUCAGAAAUGGAAGACUGGGUGAAAUUGCUCCGAAGAGUGGCAGGGUCCCCUCUGGGAGUGGUUUUUGGUCAACAGCUGGUGGAGACCAUGGUGUAUGAACAGAGGUUUGGGCAGCAUCAGGUUCCCAUUCUGGUUGAGAAAUGCGCUGAGUUCAUAAGGAAGCAUGGUCUCAAUGAAGAGGGCAUCUUCCGACUUCCUGGCCAAGACAACCUAGUGAAACAACUGAGGGAUGCGUUUGAUGCUGGAGAGAGGCCAUCGUUUGACCGCGAUACAGAUGUACACACGGUGGCGUCCUUGUUUAAGCUCUACCUAAGGGAGCUUCCUGAGCCAGUCAUACCAUGGACCCAGUAUGAGGACUUCCUCUUGUGUGGCCAGCUUUCAACUGCAGAUGAGACAAAGGGGCGUCAGCAGCUAAUGAAGCAGUUGCCUCUCUUACCACGAGACAAUUACAACCUUCUCAGUUAUAUUUGCCGAUUCCUGUAUGAAAUCCAGCAGAAUGCCAGUACCAACAAGAUGAGUGUGGAGAAUCUGGCAACAGUGUUUGGCGUGAACCUCAUCAGACCAAAGAUGGAGGAUCCAGCAACUAUCAUGAGAGGCACUCACCAUAUCCAGAAAGUGAUGACUGUGAUGAUCAGUGACCACAUGACACUAUUUCCGGUGUCUAAAGAUGUGGUUCCUUCUCCACCCCUCCAGAAGAGUGAUUCCCAGAAGGCCCCAGUGCCUCGCAGUUCAGUAGGCUGGGGUGCUGUAGAAAGGCCUCUGUCACCCAGAGGAGAGAACAGAACCCAGUGGCAAGCAGUGAGUGUUCAGAAAGAUGACGUAGACGCUUCCAGCUCUGAAUUAAAUUGUAGUUCGGAUCCAUCAGCAGAAGAUAAUGGGGAGCUGCAGCUUCUGGGAAUGUGCGCGACGCAGUCUCGGAAAAGAACUCAGACCCUUCCAAAUAGGAAGUAUUUUGUGAAUGUUCUUUCCAACAAAGGGAAGCAAAGUGAACUUUUUAGUAGUUACUUUGGGUCCCCUUCUUCAGAGGUCCAGUCCAGUCCUGUUUCUUCAACAGGAGGUCAUAAAAGGACCUUGUCAGAUGGGCUUUCUAAGCUCCUCACUCUUCCAAAAAUCUUGAACUCUGACAACUCCUGUGGUUCCCUGGAGGCAUCUGAAAAGCAGACUCAAGAGAGCUCUUUGGCCGUAUCUGCUGAUACUUCACAAAAGGGUCUGCUAACUGAUCCUGGGCAAAACGGGGACACAGUUCCAAAACCCAGUGCUGAGGGUGAGAACUCCCUUCCUGAGGAGGCCCUCGAGCCCCUGAGGAAAAUGAUUGUGGAGCUGAAACGGGAGAUGGAGGUACAGAAAAAAGAUUAUGAGGAGCGAAUUAACAGCCUCGAGAAGGAAAACUAUGAGGUUUGGGCCAAAGUGGUACGGCUAAACAGAGAGAUUGAAAAAGAAAAGGAUAAAUCUGCAGAUCUGGAGCGUAAGCUUCAGGCUAUCGAGUGUUCUCGAGAUGAUAUUGAGAACAAGAACAAACUUCUAGAACAGGAGAUCCUGGACUCCAUAAAAUCCAUGAACCAGCAAGGAACAGAAAGUGAAUAG